Molecule: messenger RNA, 2015 nt
Organism: Erpetoichthys calabaricus (reedfish)
Lineage: Eukaryota; Metazoa; Chordata; Cladistia; Polypteriformes; Polypteridae
Gene: cldn23l
Product: claudin 23-like
Exons: 1
Coding region: 891-1484 (197 amino acids)
Biological process (GO): cell adhesion; bicellular tight junction assembly
Cellular component (GO): bicellular tight junction; plasma membrane
Molecular function (GO): structural molecule activity
Source: RefSeq, a predicted model, not a curated record
UUCAAGCAAUGCAAAGAAGAAGUUUGACUUAACAUAAUUUUUCAGUUCAAAAUGCAAAUAUAUACUGCACUCUUUAUAUUGUACCAUGCGAAAGAUGAAAAAGAAAGCAUGAAAUAGAAGAGUUGCUCAUGUGUUCUUGGAUGUCCCAUAUCACUGCAGCUACGAGAGCUACUGCAAUAGUCCAUCAGAAGAUCUAUGAAAGCAUUGGUGUGGUAUGUACUACAAAUACAGCUUGCAAGUUCGUCCUUUCUAUUGGCUCCGUGUAAGACAUAUCUGCAACUUGAAAACAGCGGGAUGUACAAUGGUAACAGUAAUGAUGCAAGGCACUGUGAUCUCUACUGACAAAAAAGGUAUAGAUUGUUUCCUUGAGAAAAGUACAAUGUGUUGGUCAUUUUGGAUAACCUUAAUCAAGACAUUAUAAUUAGUGUACUUUGCCUUAAUAUACUUUAAAUAAUUUCUAAUGAAUGCUUAAGAAUGAAAGACUCAGUUGAUUGUUGAAAAUCUGCAAUUGGACUAUACAAAUGUGGAACUUAGUUUGAAGAACCCUGAGCCUUAACAUAUUCUCAGUGUGCAAACUGAAGAAAAGAAGAUUGCUUGAAAUUUAUCAAGACUUAGAUUCUUCUGGGAAUGUGAAGGAAAAGCUAUAGAUAGAUAUUUAGCUUAAUGUACAAAUUUAAUCUAUGGAAAACAAUUGUUAAUGAGAAAGAAAGAAAAAUAGAAAGUAGAACAUAUAUUUCUUCUGCAAAGACAUUUCUGUUUCAUUCAAUGACUAAAUGUAAAGUCAGUGGGAUUUUCUCCUUAAAAAUAACUAAUUAUCCCUCAAAUAUUAUUGAUUAUGACAAUUACCACAAUAUUUUGUUCUUUUAGACACAGUUAAUCAGAAUUAGAACAUGGCCACAUGUUCCAUGAUAUUUGGUCUCAUUUUAACACCACUUGGAUGGAUUUUGCUUCUGACAGCCACAGUCACACCUCAAUGGAGAGAAUUUGCACAAAGGCCUGGGUACUCACUAGACCUCUUCUUCUAUGAUGGAUUAUGGGAGACUUGCAAAGAGGUGACCACUUUCAACAUUCGAGAGUGCAAGCCACUUUUGAAAGAAGCUGUGGCUUCCUGGUGGAUCCAUCUACAGCGUUUCUUAACCAUUAUAUCUGUGAUCAUAGGAGCACUGAGCUAUGUUGCUGCUCAUAUAGGGGUGCAUUGGUGGGAUGAUAAUUCUAUGCCAAAUCUUACUGGAUCUGCAGGACUGUUUAUUGCUUUGGCUGGGUCUCUGUAUAUUUGUGUUGUCUCCUACAGUGCAUUUGAAAUCUUAUCUGCUAUUAUGGACUCAGCCAUAGAAGUUGCAGAAAAAUUUUCAAUGGGCACUUGUUUAUACCUUGGAUGGUGUGGGGGAUUUGUUGUGCUGAUAUCAGGAAUCCUACUUAUGUGUAAUUACAGUUGCAAGUGUCCAGCAAGAGACACUGAUCUCCAUUAUGGUCCAAAUGUUUAAACAAAGGAUAAUCUGCUUUUACCUCUUCAUAUUAAUUCCAAUAUAAUGUGUGAAAAAUUAUGAUUAUUCCCUAAUAUCAUGGUGUCAUAAGAUGUUUUUCACAAACAUUUAAUUCAAAUUAAUUUGCAAGGUCUGGCUUAAUUAUUUUCUCCAAUGAAAGAAUUUUACAGCAGUUCCUUGGUUGUAGAUGUUUGGUCAAGAGGAAAAAAAACGAAAACAAUAUGUAAACUUCAGGCCAGCAAAGAGAAACAUAGCCAGUAUUUAUUCUAUUAUAAUUGGUGGUUCCAAGGGGCAUGUUCAUAUUUAUGUCAUACUUGAGGCAAGGACAGAGUGGCCACUAAUAAACUACAUGAGUGGACAUUCAGUGAGUGGUGAUUGUCCCUUAUUUUAUACUCUUUGCUCUGGAUUUUAGAGUUCAGAGAGCAAUGCAUAUUCCAGCUCUCUACUGAUAAUGACAGGCAGCCCAAGAACCAUUCUAAGUGUAUGGCCUUUUAAAUAAUAUGGGAACUUCGUAGAAAGAGACAAAAUAAA